This is a messenger RNA of Bactrocera dorsalis (oriental fruit fly), 3131 nucleotides long. RefSeq names its product protein disconnected. Gene Ontology annotation, cellular component: nucleus. Gene Ontology annotation, biological process: regulation of DNA-templated transcription. Bases 1286 to 2842 code for a protein of 518 amino acids. The transcript has 2 exons. Lineage: Eukaryota; Metazoa; Arthropoda; Insecta; Diptera; Tephritidae. The record is from RefSeq and is a predicted model, not a curated record.
AACAGUCCGUCCGUGGUCUUCUUCUCUAUCGGGCGGGUUCGCCUUCACUAUGAGUUGUUCGUGGUGUAUCACGACGGGUUCAACAAUGGUACGGCAAAAGGCAAUACGCAACGCAUACGCAACAACAACAAAAGCCAAUGUGUCCGCCUGAGUGUCACUGAGCACGCAACCAACCACACUCGCACUCAUUCACACAGACACAGCGUUGUGAAUGCGAUGUAUUUGUACAAAAACAACUCUACAGAUGUAUGCAAGUAAAUACGUUUUUGUCUCUUGUGUCAUUCGGCUGAUAGCCAAGUGCUCACAGUAGAAUGCCGUGCAUGCUCUUUGCCGUUGGCUCUGCCACUGCCACUGCCUCUGCUACGUGGUACGCCAGGUCGCUUUGGAUGACUGUCACAGCAGAAAUAAACUGACUCUCAGUAGGUCUCGAAUUGUCGUGUGUUGCGUGUAUGUGCAGCUGCAGCGAAUCGAGUGACGCAGCUGUCCUUAUCGUCAUUGCCCACGAAUACAUUCGGUUGAGAGCGUCGCAGCAAAGUGUCCCCAAGCAGAGUCGCCAUAGCAGAGCACGGCGGCAGAGCAAACAAAAGUCAACCAAGAACAUUAUAGUGUCUACCCAAAAGUAUAGGGGCUGAGUGUGAGCGCACUGGUGUGGUAGUUGCCUGCAGCAGCGCGUUGUGCGAAUGGUGCUUGCGCUGGUGUUCGUGUCACUGUGACCGACGACAGCGACGGUGGUGUGUGAGCGGGUAUGAGUUCGCGUUGAGAAGCGGCGACAGCACAAGUUGGUUGAAUUCUCACAGCGACAUAAUGUGCCACAGUCUGUCAGUGUCACCCACGACUUUGUAGGAAGUGGACAUAUGUGCAGGAGUGAAGUAAACGAAGAAACACGACGGGUACAAGUUGUCUAAGAACUAGAAAUCAUGCACACAUAUAUGACGAACUGAAAAUAAGAAACAGAAGGAAUAAAUGGUGUUAAGUGUCUAACUGAUAAAGUACUGUCGGUGCUAAUAAUAAAAAAGUGAUGCCUGCUGGUGCAAGUAAAUAAGUAUAAUUUGUGACGAAACAAGUGCAGGGCAGUAAUUUAACUGUUUUUAAAACCUAUAAAGUGAUAAACCGUUUUGAACACAAAAUUAUUCCCAAAGCAAAACUCUUUCGGACGUUUUACGAAUAAUAUUGGAGCACAGCUGACAUAUUUCAAAAGUUGUGUAUAAAACUGGAGGAAUAAUUAGGAAAGGAAGAACGCGAUUUUGGAAUUUUUCUAAAGGUGUAAAUACAACGAACCUCAGCAAUGGAACACCUCAUAUCCACCUUUAUGCCUCCCGCCUAUCUGCUGGGUCACUCGCCCACAGCAGCGCCCGGACCAAUUCCCCUUGGGAAUAUGGCUGCCUCACCCGCCACCUCGCCAAUCGGCGGUUCAAUGGGUAAGCCGAAGCGGUGGGGCUCUCCACCCGUAAACCUCGCAGCCCAGUUUAUUAAUCCUGUGACUGGCAAGAAGCGUGUGCAAUGCUCCCUUUGUCUAAAGACCUUCUGCGACAAGGGUGCUUUGAAAAUACACUUCUCCGCUGUGCAUUUGCGUGAGAUGCACAAGUGCACUGUAGAGGGUUGCAACAUGGUGUUCAGCUCUCGUCGUUCUCGUAAUCGCCACAGCGCCAAUCCCAAUCCGAAGCUGCAUUCGCCCAACAUCCGCCGCAAGAUCUCACCACACGAUGGCCGGACAGCGCAACAAUUUCCUGUAUUUUCGUUGUCACCUGCCGGUCUGUUGCCUUCGGCCGCAUUUCCGGGUCUCAUGCCACACUCAGCUGCUGCGGCUGCUGGUUAUGGCGCACAUCAGCCUGUUAUGUUUAGUGAUUUUCCAUCGUCCGCCAAUACUGCUGGCUUUCACCAUAUGUUAGCCAACCAAGAGCAGCUAGAAAUGAGGGCAGGGUUCCGACUCAGUUCUACUGGCACAGGUUCAGCUUCUGCGUCUGAUGCGGAUGGUGAGGAUGAUGGCUAUAUACUAGAUGUGCACACCACUGCCUCUAAUACUAGUCACGGCGACAGUAAUAGCGAUGUGGACGACUACUGCAGGGAAAUUGAUGCCUACGACGAUGAUGAAAACGCUGAUGUCGAUGCGGAAGAAGCACGCGACGUUGACGAAGAGCUGAUAUCAGUAUCUAUCGAAGAAGAUGCAGCGAAUAACUUCGAUCCAACGGAAGACUCCAAUGAACCGCUGGAUUUCAGUCUUCACAAACGACGCGGCGUAUCGGUAGAAGAACGUUUGUCCAGUCCUGUUACCAUUACAAUGUCUGCCACCAGCAGCGACUGCGGUAGUCCUCAACAUACAGCAGUCUCAAAGUCCAACGGUUUCUCGGUAGAUUCUUUGUUGGGCAAACGCAAACGCAAUCACACAGAGGUGACCGAAGAGCGUUUGUCUCCAGUCGUUGUAAAAAUGGAAGCGGAAGAAGAAAAUACCAGAGAUUAUAUGUACGGGCUUGAUCUCACCCCUCAACAGGCGCAACAAGCGGUACCCAACAGAGAUUCAACAGAAAAUUUUCUGACGACCUCUCACCAUCCUUCCUCCGUCUUGUCAGCCGAGGCGCAGCAAUUGCGUCUCUUGCAGUCGCAAAUGUUCGCCGCUGCUGCCGCCGCCGCCGCAGCUCAGUCUUCCGAAGCGCCCUACGCACCAACUGCCCUGCCCGCCCUCGAAGUAGGUCCCGACUCAGCCUCUCCAGCAGCACCCGCGCCGCCCGUAUGGAACCUUCUCUCCGAAGUAUAUCGGUCCAUGUUCAUAAACGGCGGCAUUAAGCAGCAAACAACGACUCAGCCUCAAUACACCGAAAUUCCAACGAGCGCGAUUUCGGUGUAAAGCCAAGUCACCUCAGUUGUUAGCAUUCAACCGUCCUUUCUAGUAGUCAUCAGAAACACCGUGACCUUGUUAUGUACUAUUGUAUUUAAUUUUAUUGUGUAAGUUCGUCCUGUUGCUGUUGGAGUCUAUCGUUGACCAGUUGUGGGUCGCAAAGAUGUUCGGAUUUCAUUGUAAAUAUUUAUUCUGUAACUACGAGUAUUAGUUAUGUAAUUUGUAAAUUUAUUUCAUUAUACCUGCAAAAGUAUUCUUAUUUUUAAUUCUAAUUUUAAGCUCCUCAUUGAAAGCACUU